Messenger RNA from Penicillium canescens, 820 nucleotides. RefSeq names its product CinA family protein. Lineage: Eukaryota; Fungi; Ascomycota; Eurotiomycetes; Eurotiales; Aspergillaceae. The record is from RefSeq and is a predicted model, not a curated record. The transcript has 4 exons. The coding region runs from base 222 to 761 and encodes 179 amino acids.
CUUUCUUUCCGUAUUCACCUUCGCUAAUUAUUUUGCAGCUUCUGCUAUGCAUGUAAUCUGGGUCACGUGUGGCUGGGUCAGUUGAACAGCCGAACGUCAUCCGCCGCUUGACCAGCUACGAAUGCUUGUUUGACCAAGUUCUUGUUCGCACAUCAAUUUACCGCUUCGCCAAGUUCGACCCUACAUCCAUUCCUUUGUACACCGACAGCGAUACCUAGAAAAUGGAACCAUCAGAGAUUGCGGGGUUCCCGCCUACCAGCAUUAGAGAGAUCGCCGGUGAGGUCUCAGCACUGUUAAAGGAGCAAGGGGCGACUGUCUCAGUUGCGGAAACGGCGGCCGGAGGUCUCAUAUCUUCAACUUUGCUGGCGACACCAGGAGCAAGUGGGUUCUACCGGGGAGGCGUGACGGUGUACACCCUGGAGUCCCGCAUCGCAUUCGGUGGUUGGACUGAAGAGCAUAUUAAGAACUACAAAGGGCCUACCCCCGAGAUAGUAGCCGGGUUGGCAGAGAAUGUGCGCACUAAGCUUAGCUCAACCUUUGCUAUCAGUGAGAGUGGCACUGCUGGACCCACUGGUGGGACUACGAGAAACAGGACCCCUGGUUAUGUUGCUCUGGCCGUUAGCUCAAAGGCUGGAACUGUUACGCGAGAGGUUGAGACAGGACUGGGCACCGACAGAGAAGCAAACAUGGUUGCAUUUGCGAUCGAGGCUUUGAAGCUGCUUAGGGAUUGUCUCACUGGUCGUGUUCAGGCUGAGCUGUAAUUUCACAUGGCUUUUCAUGGAACGGACUGGACCUUUGGUUUGACGUCUGAUAAGAAAAU